This is a messenger RNA of Alosa sapidissima (American shad), 8032 nucleotides long. It is a transcript of the gene plekha7b, whose product is annotated as pleckstrin homology domain containing, family A member 7b. The record is from RefSeq and is a predicted model, not a curated record. NCBI's taxonomy places the organism in Eukaryota, Metazoa, Chordata, Actinopteri, Clupeiformes, Clupeidae. Bases 3837 to 7226 code for a protein of 1129 amino acids. Gene Ontology annotation, molecular function: protein binding. The transcript has 23 exons.
UCCGCCCCCUCACUGCUGAUAGGCCAGUAGGCUUUAUGGUCAGCCCAAUCCCCCAACGUGUCAAAACAUAAACACUAGCUACACAACUUUGUGAACAACUCCAGCUAUUUCACAAGGCAGUACCAACUUGUGGCCCUGAAAAUAUGACUGAAAGUUUAUCACCUUCUAAAAGUUCACUGUCCACUCGCUAACUGGCCAGUCGUAGUCAGGCAUUAAUUGGCCAGACCAGUGGGGUGCUUAGUGGCUGGGGAGGCCGUGGCCCUCAUUAUCUGUGCCUGUGUGACGGGCAUUGGCAGAGCCCACAGCAGUGUGCCCUCUGAUGCCCGCUGAAUGGCUGCUGUCAUGCGGACGGUGCAGUGGCAAAAAGGCUCCGGUUCCCACUGCCAAGACAGAACCGCCGCGUUGCCUCACCGGACUAUUAAACAGCAGCCAUGGAUGCAGUUAUCAAAGCACUCAGUAGGAGAUUUGGUUACUUCCUCAAAGGACAGUAUAAGUUUGCUGGUGCGGCAUAAAAGACAUUUGAAGCGAAACAUUUACUAUGAAAGUAAACAAAGCAUUAGCAGACUUAUCUCUGUUUGGUGUGUUUUGACAACUGUAGGGUUUAUGCCAUCAAUCCUCAAUUCUAAUUAGGAUAGAAAGCAGGAAGUUAAACAAGGAGACAGCCUGCAUCAUAUUUCAGUCUUGCUGCAACAUUGACCUCAGGAAACAGGCAGAGUCAAAAUGAUUUCCCCUACUCAUCAGUGCUAGAAACAUACCCUGUUUGUCUGCAUGCACCAUAAUAAACAUUUUUAAUUAGUGCUUUAGAAAAGUUUUAUUUAUCUCCUUUGUCAUGAUGCUCCUUUAAAAGACUCCUUAAGAGGCUCCUUUGAAAAAUGUCUUUAAUUAUCAAUAGCCUUCAAUUGUCCGAUCAAUGUGUGAGUGCUUCUGUGUGUGUGUGUGUGUGAGUGUGCCUUGGUAAUUGUGUUGAUAAUCUGCUGUGAUAUCUAUGGGCUGUGCAAUAACGGCCAGAUUGUGUUCACAUAAGCCAGCGUGUGUGUGGGUUGGCCAUGCUGGUGGCCCAGAAUGACCCCCCGUCUGUUAGGCCCGGCCGGGCCGCUCUCCGCCUUCUGCUUCUGUGCUCCAGAUGCAUGGCAUAUUGUUAUCAGUGUUUAGACCAGCCCGCGCGCGGGUGGGCCAGCAGUGGACCUAUCCUGUGAUGUUGGUGUGUGUGUGUGUGUUUGUGUGUGUCUGUGUCUGUGUCUGUGUCUGUGUGUGUGUGUGUCUGUGUCUGUGUGUGUGUCUGUGUCUGUGUCUGUGUCUGUGUCUAUCUGUCCGCUACGUUGUGAAAUUUGUCUUUGCAUGCAACAUGUUAAACCAUCAAUAAUUAACAUGCAAGGGUGGGCUGUGUCAGUGGUCUCACAAGCACUCAGGUGCUCACUCACGCUCCCUCCCCUCUGCCUGGAGCGAUAUGGCAGCCUACUGUAGCUUGGGCCUCUCUGAAGUGUUAGUUUGGAUCCAUUGGCUGGAAGUUCUGUGCAUUGCAGUAUUUCACUUGGUUACCUCAUCCAAAACAACAAAGCAAGGAAGUGCCACACCCUCAUACAUUUGGUGUAUAUGAGCCAAGCCAAAUGGAAAAUUGUUUAUAUUCCUGGUAGCCGUUCCUAUAAAUACAUCCCAGUGUAAUAUUUACUGUAUGUUCAGCUGAACUGUGCUGAUAACCAGACGUGGAGAAGCAGAAGACAGGUUGUCUGUGGUCUGUGCUCCAUUCCAUGUCUGUCAGUGCCACAGUGUCAUGAGCAGUGCUAGCGCUAGCGUGUGCUAGCCCGUCUCCCAUGCUGGAUCCCCCCAUGCUGGAAGCCCGCUGCAUGCCUUCUCCACCCUCUUCUCUUCUCCACUUUCCCAGGCCUGGCAUGGGAUCAUCAUUAUCUUUGGAUCUGAGUGUGUGGCCAAGUGAAGUGGAGCCGUUAACAGACCUUUAGAGAGUUUAUUUGUUCGAGCCGCUGAAUCGUGAAUUUAUUUUAACUCCCUAAACAGGUAUUUACUCGCCUGGAGCAAAAGGUUAAGUAAUUUUACGACGCCUCUGCAGGGUAAUCAAUUUCGACUUAACCUUUAAGAAUUGGACAACAAACAAACCUUCCGGCACGCUGAAACCCUCCUGCUCCGUUAUCAGUCAGGGUGUGCCAGUCAAGGUUUGAAGGAAGGGGGUGCUUUGCUCCUUAUGUAUUAAAAGGACCGUACACACACACAGCACCUCCCCCCUCCUCUACAGUGCCAAGCAGUGCCCCUCUCACGAGCCACAGAGUGGCGGGCUGGAGGAAUGUGGGUGUGGAUGCCUGCAGGCUCGUCAGACGCCCCUCUGUUUUAUUCCCUUUGUACCAGCACGGCUCCCUCUGGGCCUUGUGUGUAAGCCAUGGGGACUCAUCCCACCCACCAGCCUGCCCUCGUCAGCAGCCCCUUUACAGCGCAUGCCAGCUUCAUAGCAUACCAUUACUAUGACAAUAGUGCCUGCAGGUGGAUUCAUUAUACAUGGGCUGGGGAGAGAGGUGCGGCACCCAUUCUCUGAUGUCUCCCUCUUCUGCUCGUCGUGCCCAGCGGUGGUGUACGAUGGGGGGGGGGGGCAGUAAUUAGCCUGUGGUAAUUAGCUAACGUGUACGGGAGAGGCCUCCACUCCCCUCUGGUCCCCACCAGCUACUCUGUCUAAUGGAGAUGGAGAUUUAAUGGAAGCAGUCAGGUAGCUGUGAGCAUACAGCAUCAGUACGUCUGGUUUCUUUGGGAGGGUUUCACUGAGGACCGAAUCUGCAGUGUUUGUCUUGGAUUAGUGUGUGAUGGGUUUGGCUUGUAUCACCUUGGAGUGUUUUGUGAGGGCUUUUUUUUGUGGCUCGGGCAUCUGUUUUAAGUUUAAGGCUGGUGGAAGCCGUCAGUGGAUACCAUAAACAGAUACCCUGUUUCUGUCUGUUCAAAGAGAUUGGUUACAGGCCAGCUGGCUAUUUCUCAUUGCGCGGUGUAGAUUUCAAGAGAAGAGAGAUGGGUACGGUGGCCAUAUGUGACCCCCUUUCCCUCUGAUGCUCUUAUUAUAUCAACCAAUGCUAUCAAACUAUCCCAUCAGCUUCUCAUACUGGAGACCUCAACAGUAUUCAAUGGUGAAACGAAUUGUUGAAACCAAGUCACUGACUUAAUACACCAUAAAGGACUACGCAGCAGAUUGUGUUCAUGCUCAAUGAAAUUUUAGAACUGUACAUUGCUUUUCUUUAGUGCCUAGAAAUAGAAUUUCCUACAUGCAAACCUUGCCUCAGGCUACCUUCUGUUAGCAUAGCAGAAAUCAUAACAACAGAAAAAUCAUUGAAGAAUGCUGUGUGCUCUACUGUGCUGCAGGUACAGUAUAUCCUAUAUAAGGAGACAUGUGUGGGGUAUAGAGGAUCUGCCUCCGAGACCAGCCCCUGGCACCCUAACUUCACCCUUGUGCUGUCGCGUGUGUAGUGUUGUGUUCUGGUGUGCUGUUCCUUGCUCCUUGCCAGCUUGCUGUUUGUAGCGCUAAUGGUGUAACAGUCCCUCCAAUUAACACCCCACAGAGUUGGUCACAAACUACCAGCGACCCCAAAAGGGCCACAGGAUCUGUCUGGUUUACUCUCGGGUUUGCUAUGAAACUUCUUUUGACUUUUGGCCAAUGAUGACUCCUCUUCUUCUGUUCAACUCAACUCACUGUGUUUCUCUCGUUCCCUACUGGCGGAUUGCCCCCCCUCCCCCCCUCCUCCUGGUGGCACCUGGUGGGGGCACUUUUGGGAGCGCGCCCGUCUCUCCUGGAGGCCUCCCCGAGACACUCAGGCGCCCUCUUGCAUGAAUAGGCCACCCAUACAGGGAUGCGCUCGUACAUUUACAAUAAGAACUCUGUGAUUGGCUCGCAGGCCGAGCAUGGGGGCAUGCGCACCUACUACUUCAGCGCCGACACCCAGGAGGACAUGAACGGCUGGAUCAGAGCCAUGAACCAGGCAGCGCUCAUGCAGAGCCAUGGCGUCAAGAGAGAGGUCGAGAGGCCAGAGAAGCUAGAGCAACAGGCAGUCCCGCAGACCAAUCAUGUCAACAGCUGCAGCAAGAGCUCCUCCCAGCCCGAGAGCCUCUACCAGCCAGCGGAGCGGGGGGAGGGACCCAGCAAGGACGUGGAGCGGGCAGAGGCACAGGCCCAGGCCAGGGUGGAGGUGGAAGGGCUCUCGCCGGACUCGGUGGCCCCCUCGCGGCCCUCCUCCACCCUGCCGUCCACCCACCGUAACGGCCUCCCCCCAGGCCCCGGGGCGCUGGCCCCCGAGCAGAACGGCGGCGUGGUGUACAAGAGGGCCCCGGUGCAGCGCGCCCACACGGAGAAGCAGGUGCAGAGGAAGACUGCGCUGGCCCAGGUGGAGCACUGGGUCAAAGUGCAGAAAGGAGACCCCAAGAGCCAUCCCUCCACAGACUACAGCCUCCCCCGGCGGACGCCUCCUCUGCAGCCCAAGGCCAGCAUGGUGGAGGCCUACCAGUCGUUGCCAAAGACCCUCCGUCUCCCCUCCUCUGGGGGCUCCCCACCGACGCCCCGCAACCUGCCCAGCGACUACAAGUACGCCCAGGACCGCCUGAGCCACUUCCGCAUGAGCACGGACGAGCGGCUGGCGAGCCGCGAGGGCAUGGUGUGGCAGCUGUACGAGUGGCAGCAGCGGCAGCAGUUCCGGCACGGCAGCCCCACGGCGCCCAUCUACACGGGGCCCGACUACCUGGACACGGCCGGCGCCUCCUUCCGCGUGACGCUGGAGGUGCCGCGCUCCAUCUCCGUGCCGCCGUCGCCCUGCGAGGUACCCCCGUCCGCGCCCUCCUCCAAGCCGCUGUCGCCGCGGAGACCGCACACGCCCUCCGACCGGGUGACAGUGCGGCCGCUCAACGAGGUCCCGCUCGCCGACCACCCGUUUCUCUGCUCCCCGCGACGCACGUGCUCACAGCUCUCCAAGACUGCACAAAUAGAGAGACGAUCAGUGCCAACCAUGGGCUACAUCACCCAUACGGUCAGCGCACCAAGCUUGCAUGGGAAAACGCCGGAGGAGCUCACCCUGCUCCUCAUCCAGCUCAGGAGGCAUCAGGCCAAGAUGGCGGGCGUGCGCAGCGACACGCUCGCGCACCUCCACCACCACCACCACCAGCAGCACAAUGGCCUCUCCAGCCUGCAGGCCGAUGAUACUUACAUGCAGCUGAAGAAGGACCUGGAGUAUCUAGACCUGAAGAUGAAAAGUAUUGAACAACUGAUCGUUUUGGUUUGCAAUAGCAUACAAAAGUCCUCUCACGGUUUGGGCUCCGUUCUGAAUGUCACCGGUCGUGAAACGCUAAAAGACAGACCAGCACGGCCCGUUAAAAUAGCUGAAAGUGACAUUGAUGUGAAGCUGAGCAGAUUAUGUGAACAGGACAAGAUCCUUCAAGAGUUGGAGAUGAGGAUUCGUACCCUAAAGGAGGAUAAGGACAAGCUGGAGUCGGUGCUGGAUGUGUCCCAUCAGCAGAUGGAGCAGUACCGCGACCAGCCCGCUCACGCCGAGAAGAUCGCCUACCAGCAGAGGCUGCUGCAGGAGGACGUGGUGCACAUCCGUGCUGAGAUUUCACAGCUCUCCACGGAGAUGGAGAACGCCUGGAGUGAGUACAGCCGUCUGGAGGUGGAUGUGGACCGGCUCAGGUCGGCCCUGCAGGAGCAGAUGAGCCGCUGCUCCAUCACUCAGCAAGAGAAAGCUCAGUUGAGGAAGGAGCUGUGGCGGAUAGAGGAUGUGAUGGCUGGCUUGAGCUCCAGCAAAGCCAACUACAAAAUCACAGUCGACUCAGUGCAGAACCCAGAGCGGAAACUUGUGCCUUCAGUGUCCUCCUCAGUGCCUUCCCUCUCGGCGAGCCCGUCGGCAGGGCAGCUGAAGUCUCUUCCGCACAGCCCCUCCCAGCCUACCCAGCAGCCCGCUGGCCUGCACGCUGCACACAAACCAAAUUGGGCUGAGGAGGGUGCUCCACCACGGCCUCCUCUUCCUCAGCUCUACAGCCCUGAUGAGCACCCCCCUGAAGUGCCCCCUCUGCCCAAGGAGUCGUCCGUCAUCAGGCACACUUCUGUCCGAGGCCUCAAGCGCCAGUCCGACGAGCGCAAGAGAGACCGCGAGAUCGGGCAGUUCUCCAACGGAGACAAGGUGGAGCUGCGGGCGUUUCUCAGCGAGCCAGAGCUGAGGGGGGUCAGUGGGGUGCAGGGGGCCUCAGCGCUGACCAGCGGAUACCAGACCCUGCCCAGCAGAGGAGUAACAGGCUCCUCCUCGCGACUGAAUCAGUCCACCAACAUUUCAUCUUAUGUCACCCUGAGAAGAGGAGCAUCGGCGCCAGGCUUGAAGGAGAGACCAAAGAGCGCUCUGGAGCGUCUGUACUCGGGAGACCCUGCGCUGCAGCGGGGUCGCAUGAGCGCCGAGGAGCAGCUGGAGCGCAUGAAACGCCACCAGAAGGCGUUGGUGCGCGAGCGCAAGCGCACCCUCAGCCAGGGCGAGCGGCACGCCUCGGCCUCUGCCUCCGUGGCCUCCUCCCCGGCCGCCACCGGUCCCCGGUCCGGCUCGUCCGCGUCCGGAGCGACCACCCCGCGACCCGUCUCAGCUGACCUGGGAUCAUGGAAGCGCGAGCAGGAGUUUGACCUGCAGCUGCUGGAGCGUGCGGUGCAGGGAGAGGAGCGUCCGCCGGAGCACCGGGAGAGACCGCGCUCCCAGUCGGACGAAUGGCUCACCCUGUGCUCCAUGAAGGAGCUGGACCUGGAGCCAGUGGACUACACUGUGGACCUGAGCAAAGAGUUGUCCAAGCCCAAGAAGGUAGAGAUCCCGGAGCGCUACGUGGACCUGGAGCCCGAGGAGCCGAUCAGCCCUCAGGAGCUGGAGGCCCGCCACCGCAAAGUGCAGCGCAUCAAGAGCAUCCUGGCCAAGUCCAGUGUCCAGAACAUACCCCCCACGGUGGUGGUGGAUAAGUGUGAGCUCCCGGACCUGGACUCUGCAUUGCAGGAGCAGGAGAGGAUCAUCACCAUGUCCUACGCUCUCGCCUCCGAAGCCUCCCUCAAGAGCAAGCAGGUGGCAGCUCCUCAGCAGGCUAACGACGCCGCUGACUCCCCAACGCCCUUCUCCCCUCUUCUUCCUCCUCCCCCUCCUCCUCCUCUCCCGCCCCCCACCGCCUCCUCUGAGGCACCUCCUCCUCCUCCCCCUCCCCUCAGCAAUGGAUUUCACUACACCUUUGUCUAAUCAGAGCAAAUAAAACCAAAGCUGUAUUUGGACACUGAUGUGGUGCUGACAGCUCCCCUCCUGGACUGCUGUGGACAGACAGACUGUGUAAUCGGCGUAGCUUGGCUUCCCCAUCUCCAUUCACCCCCCAGUAGACGAACACUAGUGCACACGGGGAAGGGCAGACAUGGCUAAAUGCAGCAUAACUCAUUUAAUGAUGCAUUAUUUUGUCAUAGACCAUGAAGUUAUUAUUUUGUAUAGCAAACAGAAGUCAUUGCUGUGGAGACUGCUGUGCAUAUAUUAACUUGGGAAAUGUCUAACAAUGGUAAUCUUACAAUAGGAAAAAGAAAAAUACAUUUUAUACAUGUUAUUGCACUUUUAACACUCUACUGUAUCAUAGUGAGAAACUGAUACUGAGCUGAUCUAUUUUAUUUCUCAGAGAGAGAAAAGACGUGUUCUGUGUUGCAGUGAAAUCUGAGUUUCAGAAGGAAAGAUGCAAUAGAGUGUAGAGCAAAUGUAAAAGUAUUAUGCAUCUGGGAGAUUUGAAGAAAUGACAUGCGGUACAGUAAUAAUUGUGUCAAAUGUUGAUUGUAUUUUUUAUCAACUCAGAUGAUAUUCUUACACCAAAUCACUUGAAAUAUUAUUUUUGUGUAUCUAGCACUGCCAGUUUCCUCUUAGCUUGCCAAAAGGAUUUUUAUUUUUGCCUACAACAUCUUGGAAACUAUAACCUUUAACAAUAUUUUCUGAAAAAAAGAGGAAAAAAAACUGUGGAAGGGGCAGACAUUUUUUUAAGAAACAUGUAAAUAUUAAAAUACAUUAACAAGUUA